Leptopilina heterotoma is the source of this 2116-nucleotide messenger RNA. It is a transcript of the gene nopo, whose product is annotated as E3 ubiquitin-protein ligase TRAIP. Gene Ontology annotation, molecular function: zinc ion binding. The transcript is spliced from 7 exons. Lineage: Eukaryota; Metazoa; Arthropoda; Insecta; Hymenoptera; Figitidae. The coding region runs from base 276 to 1688 and encodes 470 amino acids. The record is from RefSeq and is a predicted model, not a curated record.
UUUUGCGUCAUUCUGGAUUAGAGAAGGAGAACUUAUGUUGACAUCUAUUUUAUUUCAAUUAUUUAAAUAAAAUGUGUCUGUCUUAAUAAAUAAAGAAAAUGUAAUUCAACUUUCGAUCAGUGCAUAUUUUUUACCUAAUUGUUAAUCUUUUUGAGUUAAUGAACUUAGGCAAAUGUAAUAACACUUUUUCAAAUGCGUUGCGUCUUUGGCAUUGUUUAUAUUGUUUUUGACAUUAAUAUCUUUCCCUUGAACUGAACUAAUUUUAGCGAAAAAACAUGAAUAUUGUGUGUGUUAUAUGCAGAGAAUUACUCUUGCCAUCGGAAGAUGUGUUUCAUACACCUUGUGGACACAUUUUUCAUUUUCCGUGUCUUACACAAUGGCUUGAAAGGUCAAAGACAUGUCCACAAUGUCGUGAAAAAGUUUCACAGGCGAAAAUUCAUAGACUUUAUUUUAAUUUCUCGAAUAAUGAUUCAAUAGUUGAAGAUAGUACGACCCUUCAAAGUCGAGUUGAAAGUUUAGAAUUUCAAUUGCUGAUUAAGGAGAAGGAUAUAAAGCAUUAUGCUUCUAAGGCCGAAAAUGCUGACAAACAAGUUGGUGGUCUUCGAAAGGAAAUUUGUAAAUUAGAAAAUGAAAUAGCGAAGAAAAAUUCUGUUAAUUUUGCUUUAAACGAGCAAUUAAUAUUGCAUCGUGAAAAUAGCAGAAUAAUAGAAGAACAAAAGCGGGAAUUGGAAAGAUUACGAAGACAUGUUGAAUUAAGUCGAAAUGUACAAACUUUGUUAUGUUCGUCCUAUGAAAACGUUGAUGAAAUGAUUAAGGAGACAAAAGAUCCCAAUACUUUUAUAACUUACAUAAAAGUUCUUAAACAAGAAUUAUUGUGUUGUACAAGUAAACGAAAGGAACAAAGAACGAUGAUAAAAAAUUUACACCAAGACGUUGCGUCUUUAACUAAUGAGCGAAACACAUUUGGUGAUGAACUUACAAAGAAACGAAAUUUAGAAGAGCAGCUCGCAAUUAGUGAGAGUAAACGCUUGGAAUUGAAAAGAAGACUCAAGGCAUAUGAAAAUAAUGAAGAAUUGUCCGAUAAGGAAGAUGAGCCUGUUGUGUUAAAUUCUCCGGAAAUAAGAAAUAAAGCAGAAUUAGCUCGCAAAGCAAAUGAUGAUUCAGAAGACGUUCCUCAAGCUAAAAAAUUAAAAUCUACAACAAGACAGGAUUUUCUAAGUACUCCAAUUGUCAUUAAUGACGAUGUUUUUGACGCUGAAUUUCAAAGAACUUCAUCGAAAAAUCAAUAUUUAUUGGGUUCUCCAAUUGUUAUCAGUGAAGAUAGUUCAGACGAAGGAGCAGCAGCGAAUCCUACGCGUAAGACAAAAGGAAACGAGGAAAAUUCUCCCUAUCUUCGUUUAAGAUCAAAAGGAAUAACAGCUCUGAAAGAACUUCAUGCCCAACGUUCGUCAGUUGGCGUUGGACAUUCGAUUUUCCGAAAAAAGAAACCAUUAAACGCACCUGCUAUGCAGAAAGGAUUGGCACCAGCUUCGUUCGAUGGUUUCGGUGGCCAUUCAAGAACUGAACUCUUUCCCGUGAUGAAUUCGAAGCAAAAGAAAACAACGCCCCAGGAAGCUGUUAAAGCAAAACGUGCCAAAUUAGAUGACACUAAUAAGAAACUCGGCGAGUUUCUCAUUAAUUUAGUGUGAAUGUUAGAGAAAUUUAGCAUAAACGGAUAAAAUGUGUUUUUUUUGUUUUUCUUUUAACUUUUAAAUGAUAUUUAAAUACCAGCUGAAAAUUGAUACGUGAACAAAUAAGAUUGUGUCUAUACCAGUAAAAAUAUUUUACAUUUAAAUUUAAGCACUAUUAAUUAAUUCUUCUUUGUAUGUUUAUAAUUAUCGUAAUUACAUUAAAAUAUCGUACUCUUGCUUUUGUUAUUCAACUUUAUUAAGAAUUUUUUGAAAAAUUACAUUCAGUGAACAAUUAUUUGAAUAGGGGUAAAAAAAGCUUCAAGCUUUAUGAUUGCAUAUGUAUAUAAUACUUUUUGUUGAACGUAAUGAAAACAAAGAACUGAGUAUAAUACUUUUGUCGUCAAAAUUUCGUUUCUUUUUGAAUAAAAUUACUUUUUGGAAUUAAA